AUGUACCAGCCAACGAUCAGUCACUUUUUUAAAUCAUCCCAACCAUCGUCUCAAACAGACACGCGACAAGAUGAGGAUCAGCGACUUGACAUUGAAUCUCACGAGCAGCGAGGUGGAGCAAAUAUGAACAAAGACGAGCUGAUAAAUAUUCUUGGCUCAGAUUCAGAAUCGGAUCAAGAUUUGGAUGAAGAUUUGGAUCAAGAUCAAAAUAAUAAUCAAGAUCAAGAUCAAGAGCAAGAUCGAGAUCUAGCUUCAAAGGCCAAUAAUGGUAGGAGCACACUCUCAGCAGAACGAAUUGAGAGACGGCCAGAUUUUAACGAGAAAUUGAAGACGAUUAUGAGGAAACGGAAUGCUGGAUCCAUGAUAAACACUGGAUCUGACGACGAGAAUGACGAUAAUGAUGAUGUUAAGUCAACUAAAAGAACUAAGGCGAAUAACAAAAAACUUACGGAACUUGACCAGCAAUUUAAAGAGUUGAAACUUAAGCACAUGGAUACGAUAUUAUGUGUUAGAGUGGGUUAUAAAUACAAGUUCUUUGCUAAGGAUGCAGAAAUCGUGAGUAAUAUUCUGCAGAUUAAGUUAGUGCCUGGUAAAAAAACGCUAGACGAGUCAGAUCCAAAUGACAGAAACUAUCGAAAGUUCCAAUAUUGCUCCAUCCCUGAUACAAGGUUGCACGUACAUUUACAAAGGCUUGUAUUUUUCAAUUACAAAGUUGCUGUAGUGGAACAAACUGAGACUAGUGCCUUGAAGAAGAAUAAUAACAGUGGAUCUUUGUUCACCAGAGAGAUUAAAAACAUAUUCACCAAAGUUUCGUACGGAAUAAAUGAGACUUUUGACAAAAGUGAAGAUCGCAUUCUAGGUGAUCUGACCUCUGUAUGGGCAAUCUCUAUUAAUGAAACUUCUAAAAUGAGGAAAGUGAACCUCAUUUCAGUGCAAUUGAAUUCUGGUGAAAUUGUACACGAUCAAUUUUCAGACGACAUUCUUUUAAACGUGAAUUUGGAAGCGAGAAUACGUUAUUUAAAUCCUACAGAGAUCAUAACUGAAGAGGAACUACCACCAUCGAUUCGAACGAUUUUUACAAAACUAAAUCAGGAUAUACAGUUUUAUCAAUCUCAUAAGGAAGCUUGUCCUAACUUGUUCGAUGCAUUACAAGGUUUAGAUUUGAAUAAUGAACUUAAAAGAUUGCUUUCUGUGUUGCACUCAUAUUUAUCAACUUUUGAAAAUACAAAGGUGCUAUAUUUUGCUUCGAAUUAUUCAUCAUUUACCGCUAAAAACUUCAUGGUUUUGCCCCGAAACACCAUCGAAAGUUUGGAAAUCUUUGAAAAUUCGACCACUAACAAAACCAAUGGUUCUCUAUUGUGGGUUAUGGAUCAUACGAGAACUCAAUUUGGUUAUAGACUUUUACGAAAAUGGAUAUCUAAACCACUGAUAGAUUUAAAAUCGAUCCUUGACAGGCAAGAUGCUAUCACUUGCAUUAUGAAAGAAGUUCACAGCAUUUUUUUCGAAUCCUUCAACGAACUACUGAGAAAAAGCAUAGACCUUGAACGCGCACUCAAUAGAAUAGCUUAUGGUAGUACAUCAAGAAAAGAAGUUUAUUUCUUCCUAAAACAGAUUGCAACUUUCGCAUCUCUUUUCAAAUCACAUCACACUUUCAUUCAUGACCAACUGCAUAAAGAGAAUUCAGCAUUGCGCAAAACCUCCUGUCUAUUGUUCAAUAUUUUGCAAAACUUAGAUGCAUUUUUUAGUGCUACUGAUCUUCCUCUUUUUCUACAAAUGAUCAACGUCGAUGCUGCUUUGGAUAAAGAUUCCCAUAAAAACGUCAUCGAAUUCUUUAAUUUGAAUAAGUAUGAUUUCCCGGAAGGUCUUUUGCACAAGUAUAGAGACAUUGAGGAAGUGAAAACAGAGUUAGAUGACGAACUUCAAAACAUCAAAAGGGUCUUGAAAAGGCCUACUUUGAGCUACAAGGAUACUAAAGACUACCUAAUUGAAGUCAGAAAUACUCAGGCAAAGACAGUGCCUUCGAAUUGGGUAAAGGUUAAUUCAACUAAAGCGGUGAGUAGGUUCAGGACGCCAAAAACGGAAGAAUUAGUUGGUAAACUUCUGUAUCAUAAUGACCUUUUGAAUCUACUAGCCGAAGAUGAGUUUAAGCGAUUCCUUCAAAGGAUUGUUGAUCGGUACGCUGAAAUAAAAACAUGUAUCAAUAAUUUAGCCACGUAUGACUGUAUUCUUUCUUUGGCUGCAACAUCGUCAAAUGUCAAUUACGUGAAACCAAAGUUGACUGAACUGCAUCAAAAAGUAAAAGUGAAGAAUGGAAGAAAUCCAAUCAUAGAGUCUCUUGAUGUUAAUUAUGUUCCGAAUGACGUGCUAAUGUCCUCGAACAGCGGUAAAAUAAACAUCAUAACAGGCCCAAAUAUGGGGGGUAAAUCCUCUUAUAUUAGACAAGUAGCAUUGCUGGUAAUAAUGACACAAAUUGGCUGUUACAUCCCUGCAGAUUCUGCUGAAAUGUCGAUAUGUGAUCGGAUAUUCACCAGAAUUGGUUCACACGAUGAUUUACUGAAUGCUAAAUCAACUUUUCAGGUGGAGAUGUCUGAGGUCUUACAUAUUCUAAACUCAUCGACGCCAAGAUCUCUGCUAUUGCUAGACGAAGUUGGAAGAGGAACAGGUACGCAUGAUGGGUUAAGUAUAUCUUUUGCCAUUUUGAACUAUUUUGUUUACCUGGCUGACAAUUGUCCCUUGGUGUUGUUUAUUACUCACUACUCUGCUUUGUGCCAAAUCGACUCUAAAUUAAUAGCAAACUACCAUAUGAGUUACAUAGAGAAACACCAACCAGGUGAAAAAUGGACCAACGUUAUUUUCCUCUACAAGUUGGUACUGGGUCAGGCUCAUAAUUCUUACGGUUUUAAUGUAGCGAAACUAUCAAAUAUUCCCACGGAGAUUAUUAACAGAGCAUUUGAAGUGUCUGAGGAGAAAAUCUUAUCCAGUAAGCAUCAUAAUUUCCUUGAGAUCAUGAAGGCACUGAAAAGAGUUAAUGAAAGGAAAUUAAAUAAAGAAGCGUUGAAAAAAAUUCAAGCUUUCAUUGAAGAUAUAUAA
Messenger RNA from Kluyveromyces lactis, 3090 nucleotides. RefSeq names its product mismatch repair protein MSH3 (gene MSH3). Gene Ontology annotation, biological process: mismatch repair. The transcript has a single exon. The record is from RefSeq and is a predicted model, not a curated record. Lineage: Eukaryota; Fungi; Ascomycota; Saccharomycetes; Saccharomycetales; Saccharomycetaceae. Gene Ontology annotation, cellular component: MutSalpha complex; nucleus. Bases 1 to 3090 code for a protein of 1029 amino acids. Gene Ontology annotation, molecular function: ATP-dependent DNA damage sensor activity; ATP binding; mismatched DNA binding.